This is a messenger RNA of Rhipicephalus sanguineus (brown dog tick), 1000 nucleotides long. Its product is annotated as neprilysin-1-like. Gene Ontology annotation, cellular component: plasma membrane. Lineage: Eukaryota; Metazoa; Arthropoda; Arachnida; Ixodida; Ixodidae. Gene Ontology annotation, biological process: protein processing. Gene Ontology annotation, molecular function: metalloendopeptidase activity. The transcript has a single exon. The record is from RefSeq and is a predicted model, not a curated record. The annotation marks the transcript as partial.
GUUUCCACGUAUGCCUUGGUUCGGCUGAUCGUGGACAGCCUGGAUCUGCAGCCACAAGUGAAUGCUACUCUGCGCACCUGGAUGGCGGUGAAGGAGGCCACGAGGGCCAACUUCCCCAAACUGCGCUGGAUGGAUCAGUCGACAGCCGCUGGCGCCAUCCAUCACGUCGACAGUCUGAUCACCGUACUAACCAUGCCGGAACACCUGAAGAGUGACGAGGCACUCGAGAAAUUCUACGUCUUUUUGGACCAGAACGUGACGCAGCCGUUCGUAGUGUGGCUAUACAACACGUACCAACGGCGCCUUCAGGAGCAGAAGCGUCUUAUGAAAGAAGACCCGGCAGUUCCCGUUGAUCGCGAGGACAUUGUGUUCAGUCCUUCCGAUGUGAAUGCGUUUUACGCGCCCCUGUUCCACCUAAUGGUCAUCUUGCCGGGUAUCAUGAACGCACCGUUCGUCCCGAGCACCGAGCCACCGGCGGUCGUAACAGGCGGCGUCGGAAAACUCUUGGGACACGAACUGUCGCACGCCUUCGACCCGCGGUUCAGCACCCUGACUAGGACCGGGGACAAGAUAACGUGGUGGUCCAAGGACUCCUUCGCCAAGUUCCUCGGCCGGCUUGACUGCGUCACGAGCCUGCUCACGAAUUACACGUCGGACGCUGUGUUCGCAAAGAACGUGCUCACCGAAACGUUCGCCGACACGGCCGGGACGGAGAAGGCUCGGCUGGCGUUCGGUUCGAUGGAACUGACCGACGGAAUCCUUGGUUACACGCCGGAGCAGUCGUUCUACGUGGCCAGCUGCUUCCUCUUCUGCUCAGAGGGCGCGUACACUUGGAAAAAGACUGGGUUAUACCCGCCUAUGAUGCUGCGCUGUAACCUGCCUGUGCAUAACCAGGAGAGGUUUGCGGAGGCGUUCAGCUGUCCUGUGGGUGCGGCGCUGAAUCCACAAGACCGGUGCACGUUCCAUGUGGCGAACGAGAAAUAAUGAUGAAUGUAGUGGC